GCAGGGGCUACGACCAUUACGAAGCUCUGGAGAGAUGCGCAAUCCGCCCACCACCAUCCUCUCUUGAUAUUGUCUCCCUUCAAUAUGAUGGAAGCUGGACAACCUGCGCCAGGCUCGCUGAGCUGGCGCCUGAGCUCGCACCCGAUCACACUACUUACCUUUCUGGCCUUUCGAAUUUCAAGCCUUCUGGUCUAUCUCUUCGGCCUGAUAUUCACAGAUAACAUGAUCAUGGUCUUCAUCGUCACCAUCCUCCUCCUUGCCGGCGAUUUCUACUACCUCAAAAACAUCGCCGGGCGUCGACUCGUCGGACUGCGGUGGUGGAACGAGGUCGACCCGGCCACGGGCGACUCGCACUGGGUCUUCGAGAGCAGCGAACCUGGCACCAAGACCGUCAACCCAACCGACAGCCGCUUCUUCUGGUUGGCGAUAUACGCGCAGCCGUUGCUGUGGAUCGCCCUCGCCAUCCUGGCGCUCGUCCGACUGAAGUUUAUCUGGUUGCCUCUGGUCGCAAUCGCUCUCGUCUUGACAAUCACCAACAGUCUCGCCUUCUCGCGCUGUGACAAGUUCAGCCAGGCGUCCAAUUACGCCGGCAACGCCUUCCUCUCGGGCAACAUUGCGGGCAACCUUGCCAGCAACAUGUUCGGGAGACUAUUCAGGUAGUAGGCAGGUUCUGCUCAAAGAUUGGAAGGCCGUACGACUAGGAGACAGGCGAUGGUCCUUUUUGGGGAGGGGAAUGGGCAUGAGAAUGUGAUGGCGAUGGGAAAGCGAUCCGUACCAGCAACGGGUCUAUCACGAUGACAAUGUCGGAGCACUCCACGGCGUCGGAUGUCAUGUUUAUCGGGGAUAUCCAUGUACAAUAAUAAUACAUUUGUUUAUUAGAUCGGCCGCCCUCCCUCUUUUUGUUUCCACGAGCGUUAGUCACUUGAGUGCGAGUUCAGACUUUGUGCGGAUGCUGGCAAUGGUGCCGAGCUUGAGCUACCUAGUCAUUUACAGUUGUGUCCAACGAUGUGCAACGUCAAUUUAUGAGACGGCCGAAAGUAUUUUGCAGAGAUAGCCCUGUCUAUAAACCCCCCUUCUUUGCUUGGGCGGCCAUCAUACCGUGAGAACGGCUUGUCCAAGAUGAGUGAAAAG
Phialemonium atrogriseum is the source of this 1131-nucleotide messenger RNA. RefSeq names its product golgi apparatus membrane protein TVP23. Bases 85 to 660 code for a protein of 191 amino acids. NCBI's taxonomy places the organism in Eukaryota, Fungi, Ascomycota, Sordariomycetes, Cephalothecales, Cephalothecaceae. The transcript is spliced from 4 exons. Gene Ontology annotation, cellular component: Golgi membrane. The record is from RefSeq and is a predicted model, not a curated record. Gene Ontology annotation, biological process: protein secretion; vesicle-mediated transport.